This is a messenger RNA of Boeremia exigua, 2023 nucleotides long. RefSeq names its product platelet-activating factor acetylhydrolase, isoform II-domain-containing protein. The coding region runs from base 263 to 1765 and encodes 500 amino acids. The transcript is spliced from 4 exons. Gene Ontology annotation, molecular function: 1-alkyl-2-acetylglycerophosphocholine esterase activity. NCBI's taxonomy places the organism in Eukaryota, Fungi, Ascomycota, Dothideomycetes, Pleosporales, Didymellaceae. The record is from RefSeq and is a predicted model, not a curated record.
GAGGGUUUUAACCAACGCGCCAUGCGUAUCCAAUGACAGGUCGCGAUUGCCAAUCUCCCGAUUUUGCACAGCUACGUCAUCGCUCACCACCGUUGCUGGUGUCGCCACAGCACAGUCUAAGCCACGUCGAUGAUCCCGGCCUCUAACACCUCUUACAGAUCAUCUUCAGUCUUUCAAACUCAAACGAUCUAUUGUGAUACCCUAUUGUAAUCUUCGCCCUCUCAUCCGAGUCUUCCGCUUCUUCUGGGUCUGAACGAAAAAUAUGGUCUUCGGCCUUAGCCGCCUGACGCCGCGGCGCAUCAUCUUCUUCACUUCGGCGUCUCUAGUGUUUUGGUUGCUUGUAAUCGGUCUAACGCCAAUCACCUCACCGCUGCCACCCUACACUGGGCCACACGAGGUUGGCAUCCUUGAUGUCGAAACAGAGGUCAACAGAAGGAUCAUCCGCGAAGCCACAUUAAAAGAGACGGGGAAGAAUGCAUUCGAGCUAUCAACAUUAGCCGUCACGCUCUACUACCCCUCUUCACUACCUAAUGCCCCCCCUUCACACCGACCAUGGGCCCGUCCGUGGCUUCCACAGCCUGUAUCGUUGAUUGGACAGGGCUACGCGCGCCUUGCGGCCGUUUCCUUCUUGUCUCCUAUCUUCACAUUCGCCCUCUGGGCGCUAGGAUCUUCGACCGUCAUUCCAGGCGUCGUUGACGCACCGAUUCUCUCUGGCUCCGAGAAGGUGCUUGUCGAGGAAGGCGCGGGCCUGGGUGGUUUUGGCAAGAUCCUGGAAGCAGCUGAACAGGAGCAUACUGAGCUGAAAAGGGACCAAAAAUUCGGGACCCUGCCUUGUGUUGUCUUUACGCAUGGCAUGGCUGGAAUGAGCCAGAGUUACUCGCAUUACUUAGGUAGCAUCGCCAGUCAUGGCUACCUUGUUGCUGCUGUUGAGCAUCGGGAUGGAAGUGGACCAGGUACCAUCGUUCACUACCCGAACGAGACAGAAAGGACAGUGUGGCACAUGAAACUCAAGGAUCUUGUCUCAGACCCACCAAUGACCGAUCUUGACCUCAAGGAAGCUCAGCUUGCUUUCCGAGAGGCCGAAAUCGCAGAGACUAUCAAGCUAUUUGCGCAGCUCAACGAUGGCGACGCGCCAGUCGUAAAUCUGAAGCCCGCAUCUCCUCGCAAAGCUCUUCCUGGCUUCGAGAAUCGCCUUGACAUGUCAGCUGUCACGGUCGCCGGGCACUCGUAUGGUGCGACCGGUGUCCUGCGGGCUCUGAAGUCCGCCGGGCGUAAUGAUCUGAAUCUGAACGGAGGUAUUGCACUAGAUCCAGGUAAAGGCUCAGGUCCGUUGAACAAGGACAUUGACGUACCCCUUCUGGUUAUGCAGAGUGGAGAAUGGACCGAGAAACAGACGGAGUUCUACGGACAAGGCUGGCAUUACGAUGUUGUGAAGAAAAUCGUUGAGAAUGUCAAGGAUGGCUGGAUGAUGACCUUGACUGGUACUGCGCACCCUUCUUGCACUGAUGCGCCACUGAUCGUACCAUGGAUUAUGAAGUUGGUGACCGGCACUACAUUGGAGUCAAAAGUUGCACUGCGUGAAUACAUUGACACGUCAGUCCACUUUUUGACUUACCUUAAGACAGGUGAGAAGAAGGGUGUCAUUGCGAGCAAAGUUACGAGCGCAGCAGGACCAUUAGGAGAUGCUGAUAAGCGUGGGAAAACCAAGGGAGAAUUUGGAGCGGACUGGGAAGUCCAUGUUGUGCCAAAUUCAAAGAAUGAGUAGAUAUACAGGUUUUCCGAAUGAUUACACAUUGAAGCCUGACAAGGCAGACUCAGGCUGCAUUGCAGUGGGUCUUUGCGACACAGCCGUAACAUGCAAGUGGGGAAUCUGAAAAACCCACACCCUGUUCACAAGAAAUCUCCCUUCAACGGCUGUGCUCUUGGUGUAGUUCACAACCCGAAAUUCGUCCUUGUAUCAUGACGAAAUCUUCGUUUCCAGGUGAAUGUGAUGCCUAGGCCGUAAAUCGACUAAACUGUUGAC